Messenger RNA from Sapajus apella (tufted capuchin), 5241 nucleotides. Its product is annotated as zinc finger protein 252-like. Bases 595 to 3192 code for a protein of 865 amino acids. Gene Ontology annotation, molecular function: RNA polymerase II cis-regulatory region sequence-specific DNA binding; DNA-binding transcription factor activity. Gene Ontology annotation, biological process: regulation of transcription by RNA polymerase II. The record is from RefSeq and is a predicted model, not a curated record. Lineage: Eukaryota; Metazoa; Chordata; Mammalia; Primates; Cebidae. The transcript has 6 exons.
CGGCGACCCUCUGCGCCUGCGUCCUCCUGCCCGCAGAUUCCGCCGGAGGGCUUGUACGGACGCACCGGGAAAGAACGGAACUGCCGGGGCACAGAGUGCUCUGAGCCGCCUAGAGCGGACUCAUGAAACCUGUGCUUUGAUUGACUGAAGAGAGAAAAGUGCAUUUCAUUUAGCGAGAAUGGAUUAAGGGAAAGGGUAGAGCUGUGGGAGAGCUGUGGUGUGACGGAGCCUGUGUUGAGGGGGAAGGAGAGGGAACAGGCAGGAGAUGAUGCUGGAACAAGCCCAACACUCAGUUAUUGAGCAGGCACUUGGUAAAUGCCGACUUACUGAUUAAGACAAUUAAGACUUAGUAUCGUUUGCAGUUUGCUAAUACUGUGUUGAGCACUUUAUACAUAUUCUCAUUUAACUCUCAGAAUAGUCACUUAAGGAGUCUCUCUAUGAGGGGCUAGUCCCAGAGGGCAGACAGCUCCCUGUCUCCACCAAUGUCCUCAGUUACUGAAUUGAAGUCCCUGAAACAUGCUUCUCACUGUGUUUUCCUGUCCCUGGACCAGAUCCUGACCUCAGGGCUGCGGCAAGAUCUUGUCAUUCCACAUCAUGGUUUCCUUUGAGGACGUGGCCGUGCUCCUCUCCCAGGAGGAGUGGGACUGUCUGAUCCCUGCUCAGAGGGGCCUCUACAGGGAUGUGAUGCUGGAGACCUAUGGGAACCUAGUGUCACUAGGACUUCAAGCUUCCAAACCUGAUGUCAUCUCUAGGCUGGAGCAGGGGGACGAACCAUGGACCACACACACCCUGAGAAUGCAGGGGAGCUGGAGCUGGAGGCACAAGAGAGAAGGCUGUGAUUCUAGGAUUGAAAAAAAAGAAUUCAUUCCAAAGCAGGACAUUUCUGAAGAAAUGGAAUCCCAGACAGCAAAAUUAAAAGAUUAUAUAAGGAAUAAUUUUAAGGAAGCUAAAGAGAUGAGUCAAACUGAGGGAAAGUUAGAGAACUGGUGGAGAAAAUAUGCAGUGGAAGGAAUUAAGAACUCUUUCUCACAGAAGAGCAGUUUCAGAGCAAUUAUUAUGAGGUGUGUGAAAACCCUCUCUGGAGAGAAUGGCCAGAAAUUCAAUACUGUUGGAGAAAACUGCAUUACAGACUCAAAUCUUGCCAAACAUCUUAAAGUGUCUAGAGAGGACAGUCUCGAUCCAAGUGUGUCAAGUGUAGAAAACUUGCAACAACAUGAGGACCUCAUUAACCUCGAGAGUUUCCAGUUAGGGGAAAGAGCCUGUCAGACAGAUGUGUUAGUGAAAGUACCCAGACAGAGUUCAGUUCUUAGUGAGAAUCAGAGGAUGAAUAAUCCAGAGAGACCCUUUGAGUGUACUGAAUGUGAAAAAACUUUCCAUCAGAACAGAGCUUUUAACCAGCACCAGAGAAUUCAUAGUGGAGAGAUGCCCUAUGAGUGCAAUGAAUGUGGAAAAGCUUUCAGUAGGCCCUCUGUCUUCAGUAAACAUCAGAGAAUCCACACUGGUAAGAAACCCUACACAUGUAAGGAUUGUGGCAAAUUUUUCAGUGCUCACUUAUACUUUAUUCAGCAUUGUAAAAUUCACACUGGAGAAAAACCGUAUGAGUGUAUUAAAUGUAGGAAAGCUUUUAGUACGCAUUUAUCUUAUAUGCAACAUCUAAAAAUUCAUACAGGAGAGAAACCUCAUGAGUGUAAUCAGUGUGGGAAAGCCUUUAGUCAUAGCUCUAAUAUGAUUCAUCAUCAGAAAAUUCAUAGUGGAGAAAAGCCUUACAAGUGCAAAGAAUGCGGGAAAGCCUUCAACAGACAAUCACACCUUAUUCAGCAUCAGAGAAUUCAUUCUGGAGAGAAACCUUAUGACUGUAAUGAGUGUGGCAAAGCCUUCAGUGCACGAUUAUCUCUUACUCAGCAUCAGAGAAUUCAUACAGGAGAAAAGCCCUAUGAAUGUAAUGAAUGUGGAAAAUCUUUUAGCCUGAACCGAACUCUUACUGUCCAUCAGAGAAUUCACACUGGAGAGAAACCUUAUAGGUGCAAUGAAUGUGGAAAAUCCUUUAGUCAGUGCUCACAAGUUAUUCAACAUAAGAGAAUUCAUACUGGUGAGAAGCCUUAUACCUGCAAUGAGUGUGGAAAAUCAUUUGGUGCUCGUCUAUCCCUUAUCCAGCAUCAGAGAAUUCACACUGGAGAGAAACCUUAUGGUUGUAGUGAAUGUGGGAAAACCUUUAGUCAAAAGGGACAUCUUAUUCAGCACCAGCGAAUUCACACAGGAGAGAAACCCUAUGAAUGUAGUGAGUGUGGAAAAGCUUUCAGCCAGAAUUUUAAUCUUAUUCACCAUCAAAGAACACACAAUGGUGACAAGCCCUAUGAAUGUAAUGAAUGUGAUAAAGCCUUUAGUGUGCUUUCUUCCCUUGUUCAACAUCAGAGAAUACAUAAUGGAGAGAAACCCUAUGAGUGUCACAAAUGUGGGAAGGCCUUUAGCCAGGGGUCACACCUUAUUCAGCAUCAGAGGAGUCACACUGGUGAGAAACCCUAUGAGUGUAAUGAGUGUGGGAAAACCUUUGGACAGAUAUCCACCCUAAUUAAGCAUGAGAGAACCCACAAUGGAGAGAAGCCCUAUGAGUGCAGUGACUGUGGGAAGGCCUUCAGCCAGAGUGCACACCUUAUCCGCCAUCGAAGAAUUCACACUGGAGAGAAUCCCUAUGAGUGCAGUGACUGUGGGAAGGCCUUCAAUGUUCGCUCCUCUCUCAUUCAGCAUCACAGAAUUCAUACUGGUGAGAAACCUUAUGAAUGUAGUGAGUGUGGCAAGGCAUUCAGUCAGCAUUCACAAUUUAUCCAACAUCAGAGAAUUCAUACUGGAGAGAAACCCUACAUGUGCAGUGAAUGUGAGAAAUCCUUCAGUGCACGCUUAUCCCUUAUCCAACACAAGAGAAUUCACACUGGAGAGAAACCCUAUGUAUGCACCAAAUGUGGAAAAUCCUUCCGACAAAGCUCUCACCUUAUUCGACAUCAGAGAAUUCACAGUGGGGAGCGACCUUAUACAUGUAAUCAAUGUGGAAAAACCUUCGGUCAGAGAAUAACUCUUAUUAGUCAUGAGAAAAUCCAUACAGUUCACAUAAGAGAGCAAACCUAUGAAUGUAGUGUGGGGAACUCUAGUGCACAGUCAUCUUUUAUUCAACAGUGUACGGUUCACAGUGGAGAGUAACUGAUUAGUUUAUAAAUUAUUCAGAGUUAUAGAUUAUACGAGAGUCAUGCUGGUGAGGAAAGAGUCAUGGUUUGCCUUUUGGAGAUUCAGCUCUUAAAGUAUUUAACUCUCCCAGUGAGCUGCUAACUAAAGACAGGCUGGUUAAGUAUAUAGUAAUAAUUCCACGAUAACACAUCUUCCCUCAGAUUCAGAGGAUGGGCCCCCUUCUUGAGUCCUGUAGAUAGGUGAAACUUAAUUAUUUAGAUGCUUUUCAUAGCACCAGACCUUAAGAUGCAGUUAGGUAUUUCACUUGACCACUUGCUCUUCCUUUUUUCUUCCCUUUCCCCUUCCCCUUCCCCUCUUUCCCUCUUUCCCUCUUCCCUCCACCUCCCGCAUUCUUUCUCUUUAUAAUUUAUUUCAACUUCAAGGAAAGUAGUUGAGAUCCUUGCACUUCCAAGUGUGAUGGAACCAGGCUGGGGUUUUCUUUGGCCUCCUCAAAACUUUUUUUAUUCUGUUAUGAGGAGUACGAUACCUUAAGCUUCAAAAGUGUUAUUUGUCAACAUCAGGUAAUUCACAGAGAGGAGUGCUGAGGCCAGCUCAGUUGUGGAGACCCCAAACCAGGUGGCACUGAAGAAAUUAAGAAACAGACACAGAGAUAGCAAAAAGGUAUGGGAUGACAGGGAGCCACAGCAUUCCCAACUGAGAGCCCCAACAGAGUGACCCACACAUUUAUUUACAGCAAGCAAGUGAUAAUCAUCAUUUAACUAAAGCAUUCUUUACAGAGAACAAAGUAUUCUUUACUAGUGGCAAGAAACAGGCUCUGGCAUGUUUACUGCAGCUGGAACGAGUUGUUAAGGCAUGGGUUGCUCAUGCUAUUGUUCGUGGUUCAGAAGCACUCUGAGCAGUCUUUUACCAAAGAGCAGGUCAGGUAUUUCUUUCCCUCACUCCAGUAAACCAACAACCACUAGCAAUGUGCAUCACUGCCAUCAUGAGGGUGUCACAGUGCUAUAGAUAUCCUGUUUAUGCCAGGCUUAGGGACUGUUCCCAACAGACAAGAAACAUGACUACAAGCAAAAGUUUGUUAAGGUGAGUCUUAUAUGUAGAUUAAAAUAGUCGAGACCUUGCUAAAAAGUCAAAUAACACUGUACUGCACCUCCAGGUUUCCAAGAGUUAAGACACUGCCAGCAAGGGACUUGCAGCCUUGUGGCUGGCUCAGUACAUCCAACUAAUUCAAAAUGGGAAAUUGUACAGUUUACUUAAACAGGAUUUGGUAGAUGGGUCUUCUACAUGUGUUGUUAUGAAGAAAAAUAAGGAAAAUGCCCAAAAGUGGGAGCCUGUGGCUUAUGGCUUUACUUAAUCAUCACAGAUAGCUAUGUUCCAAUGCAAGAACAGAGUUCAUGUCUUUUCCUGAGGUGGCUGGAAACCUUAAUCUCCUGAAGUUAAGUCAAAACUCAGUAUUAACUCACCCAGCUCUCUUGGCUGAAGGCUGAGCCGGGGACUUGGAGCUUUUUUAGCAGUUAUAACUUCUUCUAGAGAAGAACUUUUAAAAAGGUGGAAAAAGAAAUUCCGUUUCCCCCAAGGAUGUCUUUUUUGAGGUUCCAUUAAGAGAUGACAAAAGGGUUAGGAAGCUGUCUCAGUGUCUUUCUCGAGGCCCAUGAUUAGAGAACCAAAUUAGAAAAUAAUAUAUAUUUUUUGUUUUACUCCUGUUUACAUACAAUGGAGGUGUUUACUUAACUAAGAACCUCAGUAUUUUUUCAAAUCCUGAUUUAGCUUUUAUGGCUAAAACAUUCCAGAUUAACCUUAUCAGUUUGGAAUAUGUUUUUAUAUUCCAUUAAAUAUUUCAUCCAAAUUAUGCUGAAUUUUAUUACAGUUUUUAAUGUUUUCUAUUCAAAUCAGAAAUUUACCUAAUUACUUGGCUUGGUGAUGGCAUUAAUGUUGGUUGGGAGCUAGAUGGUCUCUGAUGUAUUUGAUGAUUGGCAUAGAGCAAUCAUAUGCUUGGUUCCUCCCUCCCUCCCUCCCUCCCUUCCUUCCUUCCUUGCCUUUCUCUCUCUCUUUCUUUUCUUUUCUUUU